Brassica rapa (field mustard) is the source of this 2211-nucleotide messenger RNA. RefSeq names its product sucrose transport protein SUC4. Gene Ontology annotation, biological process: sucrose transport. Gene Ontology annotation, molecular function: sucrose:proton symporter activity. Lineage: Eukaryota; Viridiplantae; Streptophyta; Magnoliopsida; Brassicales; Brassicaceae. The record is from RefSeq and is a predicted model, not a curated record. Gene Ontology annotation, cellular component: plasma membrane; vacuole.
CGAAUGCCAUUUUCCUCUUUUUACGUGCCUUCUUUCAGGAUAAUACUUUUAUUAUUUACAAAUUGGCCACACCAAAUUUAAAAUAAUUAAAAAAACGAACCUAAUUUUAGAAAGUAGAUUCUAAAACAACCCCAGACCCACAUGAUGAUUUAGUAGUUGCCACCUUUUUCUCCACCACUUAGCUUUACUCUCAAACAAGUCUCAUAGAGAUUCGUUGAAGACAGAGACAAAUAGAGAGAGAGUGAGAUGUCUACUUCCGAUCAACCUCGCCACCAUCGACCGACACGCAACCGCCCACCUCUGCCACGACCGCCUAAUCCUUCUCGUCCCGUGGUACCUCUAUCAAAGGUCUCGAAGCGUGUGCUUCUCCGUGUAGCUUCCGUCGCGUGCGGGAUCCAGUUCGGCUGGGCGCUCCAGCUCUCGCUCCUCACCCCUUACGUGCAGGAGCUAGGGAUCCCGCACGCUUGGGCCAGCGUGAUCUGGCUCUGCGGUCCGCUCUCUGGCUUGUUCGUGCAACCUCUCGUUGGCCACAGUAGCGACAGGUGUAAGAGCAAGUACGGUCGCCGGAGACCGUUUAUAGUCGCCGGAGCUGUGGCGAUCGCCAUCUCGGUUUUGAUUAUUGGACACGCGGCGGAUAUAGGGUGGGCGCUUGGGGAUAGAGAAGGGAGGAUUAAGCCGAGGGCGAUUGUUGCUUUUGUGUUGGGGUUUUGGAUCCUUGAUGUUGCUAAUAACAUGACUCAAGGUCCUUGUAGAGCUCUCCUUGCUGAUCUUACUGAGAAUGAUAAUCGCAGAACCAGAGUAGCAAACGGCUACUUCUCUCUCUUUAUGGCUGUUGGCAAUAUUCUUGGCUACGCUACUGGAUCAUACAACGGUUGGUACAAGGUCUUCCCUUUCACCAAGACCGUUGCAUGCAAUGUGGAAUGCGCUAAUCUCAAGUCUGCUUUCUACAUAGACGUAGUCUUUAUCGCAAUAACUACCGUCUUGAGCAUCUCAGCGGCUCAUGAGGUGCCUCUCGGGGCGUUGGCCUCUGACGCACACGGGCAAUCCAGUGGAACAGAUGAAGCCUUUCUUACUGAGAUACUAGGCACUUUCAAAUAUUUUCCAGGAAGUGUUUGGAUAAUUUUGCUUGUCACAGCUCUGACGUGGAUUGGUUGGUUUCCGUUUAUUUUGUUUGAUACUGAUUGGAUGGGUAGAGAGAUCUACGGUGGUGAACCGAACCAAGGAGCUUCGUAUAGUGCUGGUGUGAGUAUGGGUGCGCUUGGUUUGAUGUUGAAUUCUGUUUUUCUUGGGAUCACUUCGGUGCUCAUGGAGAAACUUUGUAGAAAGUGGGGAGCUGGUUUUGUUUGGGGGAUAUCGAACAUCAUUAUGGCUAUUUGCUUUCUUGCGAUGAUCGCUACCUCGUUUGUUGCGUACCAUAUUGGCUACAUUGGCCAUGAACAGCCGCCUGCUGGGAUCGUCGUUGCUGCUGUUUUAAUCUUUACAGUUUUGGGCAUCCCGUUGGCAAUAACUUACAGUGUCCCAUAUGCGUUGAUCUCCAUACGUAUUGAGUCCUUGGGCCUAGGUCAAGGCUUAUCUUUGGGUGUGCUGAAUUUGGCUAUUGUCAUCCCACAGGUGAUUGUGUCUGUUGGCAGUGGCCCAUGGGACCAACUAUUCGGAGGUGGGAAUUCACCAGCACUUGCAGUUGGAGCAGCUGCAGGUUUCAUUGGCGGAAUUGUAGCCAUCUUGGCUAUUCCACGAACAAGGAUUCAGAAGCCCAUCCCUCUCCCAUAACAUCCUCUCUUUUUCGCUAUAAAAGGAGACUUAGCGAAGGAACGCAUAAAGAGUGGUGUGUGAAGGCAUGGUGGAAGAUUGGCAAGGAGAUGCACCACUUAUUGUGUGAUCCUUGUUGAAUUCGUGCAAUGGCCUUCUUCUCGUGUGACUAACUUAGCUGCAGCGUCUAGGACCUAACUCCCUCUGCUUUGGGGCUAUGAUCCUUCUGUCCACGAGGAGCCAUAGAAGUUUACCCAACGAAAUAAUAACACAUCAUUCAGUUUGUUGUGAGGUAUAUGUUGGAAGCCCCCAAAUCGGGUUCUUCUCUGUUUCUUUGUUGUCUACCUAAGGUUUUUCCAGUUAACCACGUUCUUGUAAAUUAAAGUGAUACCCUGUGUACCAAUGGAGAGUUUGAACGGAUACUAAAAUUUCCGAAAAUGUUUUAUGUUCUUUUUCCUGAAA